AUGAAACGUGUGUUGGUCAAGGAUCUCUCCGCCAACGUGUUAAAGUUGCCACGACUGCCGAUUCCGUCGCUUGAGCAGACAGCGGAACGGUACCGCGCCAGCAUUAUCCCGCUGAAGCCACCGGAGACGGCGAAGGCCCACUUUUUGAAGCUUGACAUGUUUGUCUGCAGCUCUGGCGUGACGCUGCAGAAGGCGCUUGUGGAUGCCAAUAAGGCGGCGGAGGCGAAUGGCGGCUACCCGUACUCUUACAUUGAGCCCAUCUGGGACCGCAUGUAUUUGUCCAACCGCGCUCCGUUGCCAGUAAACACAAAUCCGUCAAUUCUCAUCAAGAAAGUAAAAAACAUGGGUGAGACACAAGCCAGCGUCGCAGCCUCCCUUGUAUACGGUAUCGCUAAAUGGGUGCGGAACGUCCUGAAAGAUGGUGUGGAGGUGCGUGACACAAAUAUGGACCUAUCGCCGUUGCUGCGCCAGCUUGGGGCUUCAUUGUUUCCAGGCGAGAAGGCGGACGAAUUUCAUACCACGCCAUUGGAGAAGCUACGCCAUAUUGUUGUGUUGCAUGAUGGUCACCCCUAUGCCGUUCGUGUUUUCGAUGACCAGCAGGUCCCGCUGGAGCAGGCCGUGAUUCAAAAGUGUUUGGAGUACAUUCUUUCCAUCACUCCGGAUGCCGACAACACGACACCAGUGUCGGUACUCACUGCCGGCAGCCGCGAGAUAUGGGCUGGUGCCCACGCGGAACUAAUCAAGACUCCAGGUAACGCGGAGACCCUACAGAAGGUGCGCGAAGGCAUGGUGGUGUUGUGCUUGGACUCAAACAGGUGGAAUAACAAGGAAAAUGUAAAGAACGGAGCAAUACUGCACGGAAAUAAGGAUGAAUCGGAGAACAGGUGGUACGACAAGCACCAAAUUAUUGUCUCCGCGGAUGGUGAGGUGGCGUUUAACUGUGAGCACGCUGGCAGUGACGCGCUGCAGUGGGCACGGUGGAUCGGUGACGUCUUGCAGAGCAUUGAACAGAACGUCCCAGCACCUGCGGCCGCGGCGGUUGAUGCGACGCACAUCACCGCCUUGGUGGAGCCCCUCCGGGUCACCUUUGGCAAGGCGUUUGCAGGGCACAUCCGAAGUGCACGCACAGAGGUGCUGAACCUCAUUGCAGACACCGCCUUGGGGCACCUGUACCUGCCGUUUGGCGCAACCCAGCUGAAGCAGCUUGGGGUAAGUCCUGAUGCGUUUGUGCAGAUGUGCUUCCACGUGGCCUUUCACAAGUGCCGGAACAAACUCGCGCCCACCUACGAGGCCGCCUCCACCGCGCGCUUUUUUCACGGCCGCACCGAGACUAUUCGCUCCGCCACGCAUGAGAUGCACAAGUUAGCGGAGGCCAUCAACAAGGCGACGAAGGACGAUGCGGUGCCAGGCGAAGCAGAGCGAGGGACGCUGUUGGCGCUCAUAAAGGCUGCCUCGGAGCGCCACGUCACAAUCGCCCGGGCGGCAUCCCGUGGCGAGGGUGUUGACCGACAUCUGACGGCGUUGAACCGGUUGGCCGUCGAGCACGGCGAUAAGGCUGCGCUCAACUUCUUCGACGAUGAGACUUACAAGACGUGCUGCAAGUGGACGCUUAGCACGAGUAACGUCUCGUAUCCGUGGAUGGAGCGCCUCGUGUUUGGGCCUGUAACCCCCAACGGUUAUGGCCUGGGGUAUGUUGUGGACAAGAACGAGGUGCGCAUCAUGCUGUCUGCCUUCACCCGCAGCCCGUCGACGAACGUAGACGAUAUGAAGGCUGCGAUUGCGCUCUCCGCGACGCGGUUGCACCAGGUUCUGUCCGCGGCCAAGCUUUGA
Molecule: messenger RNA, 1830 nt
Organism: Trypanosoma rangeli
Lineage: Eukaryota; Euglenozoa; Kinetoplastea; Trypanosomatida; Trypanosomatidae
Product: carnitine/choline acetyltransferase
Exons: 1
Coding region: 1-1830 (609 amino acids)
Biological process (GO): fatty acid beta-oxidation
Cellular component (GO): mitochondrion
Molecular function (GO): carnitine O-palmitoyltransferase activity
Source: RefSeq, a predicted model, not a curated record